Messenger RNA from Rhizophagus irregularis DAOM 181602=DAOM 197198, 3387 nucleotides. NCBI's taxonomy places the organism in Eukaryota, Fungi, Glomeromycota, Glomeromycetes, Glomerales, Glomeraceae. The record is from RefSeq and is a predicted model, not a curated record.
CUUGGGAGAGCCGCACUUAUUGGUUCUCUGUAUAAUGCUAUGAGAGAUACAUUCUGUGGAACUGCGAUAUUGAAAGCAAAGUUUCCAAAUGGUUCAUUAAGUCAAAUUGACAUACCCAAUAGCGAAUUAUUCUAUGAGUAUGAGGAUUCAUAUGUAGAAAAAUUUAAUAAGUUAGACGUUGAAGCUGAGCUAAAAUUAAGCGUUAUCGCAGGACUAACUACUUUAGAGGGUUCAGGAAAGUAUUUAAGCGAUGUAAAGGAUAGUUUCAGAACUGUGAAAGGCAAUUUAAUAUACAGGAUGAUUACAGUUGAAGAAAGUUUAAAUAUUUAUCGUGAUGAUGUUAAAGCAUGUAUUUCUACUGACGGAUUCAGUAACACAGAUGCCACUCACGUCGUGAUAGGAAUAAAAUGGGGGGCUAUUGUAAUAGCAUCAUUUGAAUGUAAAAACAUGAAUGAAGAUGACAAGUACCAAAUUGAAGCAGCGCUUAAGUCUUAUUUUGAAAAAUUAUCACUUUCUACCUCUGAAAAUGAUAACGUAAAUGCUGAAAAGGAUCAACCUAACCUUAUGAAUUAUUUUUCUAUAACGUUUCUUGGUGAUGCUGUUCCAUAUAAUAAGAAAUUUCCUCAAUCUUUUGAUGAAGCAAAGAAAGUCAUGACAGAGCUUCCUUCAUAUGUUAUAAAAUUUAAUAAUGGGAAAGGGUUUCCAGUUGAAUAUAUUCUUUAUCCUAUAUCAGGACUUGCGAAACCUGUACUUAGUACUCAGAAUACCAUAGUUAAUAGUAUGAUAAGGGAAUUGAACAAAGUAAUUGUCUUAAAGAUAGAGCAGUUUUUUGAUGGUUUAUUGAAACCAAAACAAAGACUCAAUGAUUUAUUUAAUGAUGCAAAAUCUAUCUCUAAUCUCAUACCUGAUAAUAUUUUUGAUGAGAUUAAUAAUUAUGUACAAGAAUUCAGAUUGGAGGAGGCGAAAUUUAGAAAGGAAUUCGCGGAAAGUCUUGUUAAAAUACGUUCUGGAAAAAGUAAUAUUGAUGAGCUUGAGAGCAUAAUGAAGAAGUUUCAGAAAGGAAUCUUAUCUAAAAGUUCUAUUAUGGAUUUCAUUGAUCGAUAUCGAUCAGUAUCUACAAAAGCUGACUUGGUACUUGCUCUUAAAACAAAAAAAGUAGAGCAUCUUGACAAGAAUUCGACUAUUGAGCAUAUUCUGCGUAGGAAUUCAAUAAAUCAUAUCUACAAACUUAUUGAUCAAGAUAUUGUUGACAUUAAUUCGUCACCAGUGCAUAGUCCUGGUUAUCCAGUAAUUCAUCAUUAUGUCAAUGGAAGAUUAGAAAGUAAUGACUAUUACAAUGCCAAUAAAAUGUUAUUUACAUCAAAUCUUAUUAAAUUCGAUCCUCAACCACAUUUCAAACCAAAAAAUAAUCCUAUUGAGAAGGCGCGGUUACUAGUACCUUGUCCCCGAGUUAAUUGUUCUACAUUUUGUAAUUGGAGAUGUUUCAAAUGUCAGCAUGACGUUGAAUAUGGAUAUAACUGGCAUUUAUACUGUGGAUGUGGUGAAAGUAGUAUCAGCAAUUGCAAAUUCAAAUGCAAUGAUCCUGAUCAUAAUGAAGGAUUUGUAUCUUUUAAAUUCAACACACUUACCACACUGCUACCGUCGGAGCCUCCAGAAGAAAUAAAUAUAUUAUUACUUGGUGAGACUGGCGUAGGAAAAUCCACGUUCAUAAAUGCUUUUGUAAACUAUCUAAGAUUCGAUACAUUAAAUGAAGCAAAAUCUGGGAACAUGGAAGUACUAAUAUCAUCUAAGUUUACAUUAACAGAUGAAAAUUAUGAUACUCAAACAAUAAAAAUAGGCAAUGAUGAUCCAAAUGAGCAAGUACAAAAUGUAGGAAUGUCAUCAACUCAAGAAUGUAAAAGCUACGUCUUCCAAGCAGCUGAAAAUAAAAUUGUAAGAUUGAUUGAUACUCCGGGUAUAGGUGAUACUAGAGCGUUGGAUCAAGAUAAAAAAAAUUUUGAAAAUAUCCUUAAAUAUAUUAGUUAUCACCGAUACCUAAAUGGGAUAUGUAUACUUCUCAAGCCCAACAAUUCACGACUUAAUAUAGUGUUUAGAUUUUGCAUACAGGAAUUGUUAUUACACCUUCACAGAAAUGCAAAGGAUAAUAUUGUCUUCUGUUUUACCAAUACUAGAGGAACUUACUACCGUCCAGGAGAUACAUUACCACCACUUAAAAAACAACUUGGAGAUCUCAAAGAACGAUCUAGUGUUGAAAUAAAGGUCAAUCAUGAUACUGUAUAUUGUUUUGAUAACGAAUCAUUUAGAUUUCUAGCAGCAAUAAAGAAAGAUAUAUCAUUUACGGAUGGAGAUGAACAAAACUUUGCAGAAAGUUGGAAAAAGUCUGUGGAUGAAUCAUUAAGACUUAUUCAGUAUCUUGUGACCCGCCCACCUCAUGCGGUAAAAGAUACUCUGUUGCUAAAUAGCUCUAGAAAUAUACUAGUCCUUCUUUCUAAACCACUUGCAGAGAUAGGACAACUUAUUCAAACAAAUAUUAAGUUUAUUAAGGAACAACAAAAUGAAAUAAAAAAUUCUGUUAAGACUAUAGAAGAGCUUAAAGAAAAUCUGUACAUUCCACAAAUAGAUCUCGAACCGGUAACAUUAGGGUAUCCAAGAACUGUAUGUACCAGCAUUAGUUGUGUCGAAUCAUCGCAAAUUGAACAAACUAAUAUUAGCAAGGUAAAUUAUAUAACACACUGUCACGACCGUUGUUAUUGUUUGAAAAAUGUCAAAUGCAAUGAAGUAAACACCCCAGCACUAAGAGGAUGCGCUGCUAUGAAUCCAGUAGGAACAUGUAAUUAUUGUGAUUGUAAAUGGGAUAAGCAUAUACAUAUUACAUACGAGAAUGUAAAAGUAGUAAAAAAAAUUGUCGACCAAAAUGUAGAGUUGCAGAUUUCAAAAAAGAAAUCAGAUCAAGAAAUCAAAAAAGCAAUUAUAGAGGAUUAUCAAAAAAGGGUAAAUCAACUGCAAACAGAACAACAUACAAUAAAUGAAAUUAGUCUGAAGUUUGCACAAUUUCUAAGACAAAAUGCAAUAGCUGCUUUUAAUGAUGCAUACGCAGAUUACUUGGAUCAUUUCAUAAAUGAAGAAAAAAUUAAAAAGAGUGCCGAUCCUAAUCGCUAUGAUGACGAAAUUCUCAAGGGACUUGAAGCUACAAAAAGAAGUUAUUUGGAACAAAUUGAGGUUAUUAAAAAAGCAAUUGAAAAUAAUGAUCCAUUCAUGCCUACCAUAUCACCAAACGAUCUAUCCAAGCUUGAACAGCAAUUGUACAAUCUACCAAUUAAUGGUCAUACUCUAAAAAAAAUUAAAGAUGAAACAAAGCGUAGUCAGAAUAGUGUGUUCAGAUAUAGA